UUAAAAAAAAACGCAGGGACUUGUACAGGCAAGGCCGGCUGUGGCAGUGCGGAGGUUACUUGGUUGAACCUCUUGCCGGGGGCGAGCGUCAGAGUCCCACUGUCUGUGCUACUAGUGCUGGUAGGACUGGUCACUUCGCCAUGAUUGCUCCAAACAGCAUCAUAGUCCUACUUGUGCCCGUCUUGGUACUAGCUCAUGACACCUAUGACCCAACCGACUAUGAACAUCAUCCCAUGAUCACAGCAGCAAUGGAAGCGCACAUGAAUAGAGACUGCAGUGGCGUGGACCCUGACCCUGAGUCGUACUGGAUGACGAAAUUCUCCGAGCUUGUCAAGUACAGAUUGCCACACGAAGCUGUCACAUGGGAUGACCUGCUGCCAAACCUAGAACGCCUGUCGGAAUAUGACGAGAAAGGUUAUUUGGAAGCCAUUGCAAAAGGAAAGAUGGACAUCAGCGCCCUGCAGUUCCCGGUCCCGCACCUUGAGCCCCUCAUCCUCCCAGCCUACAUGCCCGUCAAGUACCAGCCAGAGAAGCUUCCGACCAUCGUGCUUCAGCAGAUAUUCAAUGGCGAAUAUGUGUACGAGGAGGUUCUUCCAUCGCAUUCGCGGAAAAGGCGUAGCGUGGACGACGGCGCGGACGACGGCGAGGCGCAGGAACAGAAGGUGGAGCAGCCUCGGCUCUUCCGCCACAAGCGCAGCUCCUACUCGGACGACAUCCCGCUCGUGGAGGGCCACUCGAUGAACCACGAGGUGGACGAGGUGGAGAUCGGAGAAGAGGGAGAGCUCCUGAACCGCAAGCGCCGUGAGCUCCCGGAGGGCAUGGCCGUUUUCCCGCCGAAGAACUCCAUGUUCGCAGUCAAGACGCUGUGCAUGAGGACCAACGCCACGGGCCACAUACAGUUCCCGACGAUUUAAGGGCCGACGGAAUCCACGCUGACGCCCGACCCACUCCAGGAGAGCCAUUGCAUCGCGACAUCUCACAGAAGGGGAGAGAGUUAGAGAGUUGCAAGGGAAAUGAGAUCUUGUUCCAUUGUGAUUAUAGUUAAUGCCUUUUAUCUUAUCAACUACCCCAACUCUUUAUAAUAUUUCUGUACCGAUAUAUAACGGCAUUGGUGAUUUUAACAUUUAUCCCAGGUAAUAAAAUAGAUAUUAAAAGUUAUUAAAAGAUAAAAACCAAUAAAAAUACAGCGAACUUUCUUAACCGAGAAAAAUAAACAAGAUAAAGUUGCGUCGUAAAAUAACACGAUCAAUAAAAGUAACAUAUCAGAGUAAACAAAACAGCAACAAUCUAAAGUGGAUUAUAAAAUCAAAGAUAAAUUGUAAACCUAAACAUCGAUUAAUAUCUAUAUCAAAUUUGAAAGAAAAAAAAUAUGGAAAGAAAUGGAAGUCCAUAGAAUAAACCGGAAUUAGAUCGAAAGAGUGUACAGAUUGUCAAAAUUAAAGAUCGAGAAAAAUA
Messenger RNA from Penaeus monodon (black tiger shrimp), 1455 nucleotides. RefSeq lists its product as uncharacterized. NCBI's taxonomy places the organism in Eukaryota, Metazoa, Arthropoda, Malacostraca, Decapoda, Penaeidae. The record is from RefSeq and is a predicted model, not a curated record. The transcript has 6 exons. The coding region runs from base 141 to 914 and encodes 257 amino acids.